AUGGCGAGAAAUGGAGGCAUACUGCCAGAAGCUAGUGAAGACCUAAGGCUUUCUGCUAAUAGCCAUAUGAAUGAGCCACUGUGGAAACAGAUAAAUCUCGCAGCUGCAGUCAAGCCUUCAAAUGACUGUAGCCCCUGCCAACAUACUGAAUGCCACCACUUGAGAAACUCUGAGCCAGAACCACCUGGCCAAGCUGCUCCUGAAUCCCUGACCGACAGAAACUCUACUUUGAAGUCUUUUCCUGAUAAAGCCUACAUCUGGGCUCAUGAAAAGUCAGUUUCUACUGACUGCUUUUUGCUCCCAGGUCACGGGGAGGGCGCGUGGAGCCGUCAGUGCGCGCACGGAGCGGAACUCCUGGGCUCUCAGCCCGGCAGGACCCUCGCAGUGACCCGCGGGCGUCGGGCGCCCGCGCCGCUGCCCGCCCGCGCUCGGGUAGCCUCUCGCGGCCGCAGCCGUGCGGCCUGCGUCGCAUCCGGUUGUUACCCGAGAGGCGGGAGCGCCGAGCCGGGCCGGACACUGAGCUUGUCGGCGCGGGCGCGAAGCAGCUCAGAAGAUAAAGUAACAGUCCACUUUUUAAACCGCGAUGGUGAAACAUUAACAGCCGAAGGAAAAGUUGGUGACUCUCUGCUAGACGUUGUGGUUGAAAAUAAUCUAGAUAUUGAUGGUUUUGGUGCAUGUGAAGGAACCUUGGCUUGCUCUACCUGUCACCUCAUCUUUGAAAAACACAUGUAUGAGAAAUUAGAAGCAAUUACUGAUGAGGAGAAUGACAUGCUUGAUUUGGCGUAUGGUCUAACAGACAGAUCUCGGUUGGGCUGCCAAAUCUGUCUGACAAAAUUUAUGGACAAUAUGACUGUUCAAGUACCUGAUGCCAUGGCCGAUGUCAGACAGUCCAUUGAUGUGGGCAAGAACUCCUAAGGCAGAGUAAAUAGGAAUAUUUUCACAAAAUUUUACCUAUUUUUAUAAUUAUUAUUUCUUAAUGUAAUUGAGAACAUAUAUGAAUGGGUUUACUAUUAUGACUAGCUUUACUACUUAAUCCACCUUGUAUAGCUAAUGAAUUUUGUAGGUCUGAAAGUAUGCAAUCUUUAUUUUUGUUAAAUUAUAAAAAGCAAAUUAAAUAUUAGAAAAUAGUUAAUAUGAUAAAACAUUAUAUGUUUUACCGUAUGUUUGUUUAGCAACUUUAGCAAAAUGUUUUCACAUAAAUCUUAAUGCCUAUUUGCCUAUAAUGUAGAUUAAAAAAGGUUUUAUUAUCCGUAUAAUAUGUAGGUGAAGGCAGAGAUCCAGAAUGGCUUAUCUAGGACCAUGCAGUGAAUUAGAAAAUCUAUACUGGAACCACAUUUUGUUAAUACAAAUUAUAUGUUCAGAUUGACAAAUUAUGAAUAUCUUAAUUUAUAGUAGUUAUUAAAUGUGAAUGCUUAUGGAAAAAAUAA
Pteropus alecto (black flying fox) is the source of this 1427-nucleotide messenger RNA. It is a transcript of the gene FDX1, whose product is annotated as ferredoxin 1. Gene Ontology annotation, cellular component: mitochondrion. Gene Ontology annotation, biological process: P450-containing electron transport chain; positive regulation of oxidoreductase activity. Gene Ontology annotation, molecular function: 2 iron, 2 sulfur cluster binding. Lineage: Eukaryota; Metazoa; Chordata; Mammalia; Chiroptera; Pteropodidae. The record is from RefSeq and is a predicted model, not a curated record. The transcript is spliced from 6 exons. Bases 1 to 915 code for a protein of 304 amino acids.